AUGGUGGGCGUUCCGGGCAAAUACAAAGGCUGCGAGACCUGCCGUCUGCGUCGAGUAAAGUGCGACAACCAACGACCCUACUGCCGAAAAUGCCUGGACGGCGGCCGCACCUGCGCCGGCUACGAGCGCGAGACCGUCUUCAUCAUCGGCACCGUCGAGGACCAGGGCCGGUGCUCGUCACACCCGCCGCGCGUCGUUAAGCCCAAGAGGUCGGGCGCAUCGUCGAGGAAGGCGUCGCCGGCGCCGAGGGGGCAGCUUUGGGAGUGGGGGUGGGAUCGGGAUCAAGAUCGGGAUCGGAGGGGGCGCGGGGAUGCGGAUGGGGGGGUGUUUGUCUCGCUGCCGGGUUACCGGGCACUGGAUGUCCAGCCGGGGAUGGCCGACGAGGAGUUCCGGCUCGCGUCGCAGUGCUUGGUUCAUCUAGGCGCGCCCGAGGAGGGGUUGGUGGGGGGUGGGCGGACGGCGACAGAUGGGACCUGUUUGUUUCUAUACGAGCACAACACGUCUUCGUACUUCAGCAACCAGCCGCCCUGGAAAGACCCGUCCGCGCAAACAAAUGCCGUCCGUCGGCUCGGACCAGAACACUUUCGUGCCUUUCCCGCUCACCACUUCUUUGUGCGCAUCUACCGGCCUACCGCUAUCAUGACCGCUCUCAUCAACCGCACCCCGAUCUUCCUCGCUGAACCCCAGUGGCUCUCAACGCCCUUCGAAGCCCAUCCCAAGUCCGCGCUCGACCGACUCUUUGACAGUCUCGCCCUGCUGCCCUCCCUCCUCGCUCGCGCCGACCGCGUUCUAGCCCAGGAACACACGCUCACGCGCCGCUUGAUGGCGCAGGACUUGCUCAACAACUGCCUCGACCUGGAGGUGGAACUCAGCAGAUGGUACACCGCCCUCCAAGUCUCACCAGCAUCUGGCAUUUCCCAACCCCUAUUCUGGCUCUCCAACCCGCCCCUGACGGCAUCAUCAACAGCACCCCACCCCUACCACCUCCCCGACCCCCUCUCCUUCCGCGACGCCCACACCGCGCUGGCACUAUCCUACUACUGGACCGCGCUGGUCCUCUUCUACCCAACCAUCUGGCGCCUCUAUUUCGCCGCCGUCAUCGACCCCGUCACAGCCUACGACACCAGCACCACCACAACCUCCACAACCACCAGCAUCCCCACCACCACCAGCGGCAACCCACCCGCAACCACCUUCCCACCCCCCCAUCACCAUCCACACCACCACCCACAACACCAGCACGACCUCCUAGAACCCACCACUCUCCCCCUCCCCACCCGCCUGCAAACCCUCGACCCGAUGCGGUACUCGCUCCCCCGGGUACGCGACGCGGCGGCCGACGUGUGCCGGGCGCUCGAGUUCUUCCUGGCGGGGGCGGGCCCGUCUUCCAACCCGCCCCCCUCGUCGUGUAAUAUCAAGCCCUCUCUCUCAGCAAUAUUUGUUCUUGGUACCUAG
Molecule: messenger RNA, 1455 nt
Organism: Chaetomium fimeti
Lineage: Eukaryota; Fungi; Ascomycota; Sordariomycetes; Sordariales; Chaetomiaceae
Exons: 10
Coding region: 1-1455 (484 amino acids)
Biological process (GO): regulation of DNA-templated transcription
Molecular function (GO): DNA-binding transcription factor activity, RNA polymerase II-specific; zinc ion binding
Source: RefSeq, a predicted model, not a curated record